AUGACUGUCAAACGUGCCUUGGGGUGCCUGAAAGCCCAGUGGAAGCCACUGAACUACAGGCUGGAGGUAGAGCCAGAAGACAUGCUGCACUAUAUUUGUGAAACACGGGGUGAACUUUUCAGUGCCGAUGAGCUACGGCUGGAGAACGGAGGCAGCCCCUGUGCUGGGACAGUGGAGAUUAAACACCAGGAUGAGUGGGGGACAGUGUGUGAUGAUGAGUGGGACAUGAGAGAUGCUGCGGUUGUUUGGUUCACAGGGUUCAGGCUGGUGAACGGCAGCACACGGCUGGGGGCCUAUACAUGCUCACAGGACAGUGAUGCUGGUGUGAUUUGCUCAGGUGACUCUGAAUCCCUCAGACUGCUGAAUGGAGAGAGCCGGUGCGACGGGCGAGUCGAGAUUUCCCUCAGUGGUGCGUGGGGCAGAGUCCUGGAUGAUCAGUGGGACAUAAAUGAUGCUAAAGUGGUGUGCAGGCAGCUCCAGUGUGGCGACGCAGAGAAAGCCUAUAACCCCGUGAAGUCUGAACGAGGGACAGGCCUUGUUGGGCUGAGACGUGUCCAGUGCUCAGGGAAUGAGCCUCGUCUGACACUCUGCAACACGAGCCUGUCUGAGACAGAGCCGGCAGGAAUCGCUGAGGAUGUUGGAGUCGUUUGUUCAGGAAGCAGGCAGAUCAGACUGGUGAAUGGGACAGGUCGCUGCGCUGGGAGAGUGGAGAUUUACUACCAGGGCACCUGGGGGACUGUCUGUGAUGACUCCUGGGACCGAACAGACUCCACUGUUGUGUGCAAACAACUGGGAUGUGGACACGCCGUCGAGGCAGCUGCAUCCGUUCAUUACGAGGAAGGCUCAGAACAGAUCUGGCUGGAUGAUGUGAACUGCUCUGGGAAUGAAUCCGAGCUCUGGGAGUGCCCUUCCAGGGGCUGGGGGCAGCACGACUGCAGACACAAGGAGGAUGUAGGAGUGCUUUGCUCAGAAUUCAUGGAUCUGAGGCUGGUGAAUGGCAGUGACUGUGCUGGGCGAUUGGAGAUUUUCUACAAUGGAUCGUGGGGAAGCAUUUGCUCCAACCAGAUGACUCAAGCCACUGUGGAAAUUGUAUGCAAACAGCUGGGCUGCGGAGAUGAAGGGGAAAUUGUUGGAGACUUGACAUACGGACAAGGUUCUGGCCACACAUGGUUGGAUCAUGUUCAGUGCCUUGAGCAUCACAACUCCCUUUGGCAGUGUCCGUCAGAGUCAUGGAAACCUCUCUCAUGUGCUAAUCGGGGAGAAGAGACCCAUAUUAAGUGUACUGGAAGCAAAGAGAAAACAACUCCAACACAGUUUGCCGAGUGUCCAAACUCCACAAGCUGCACAGAAAAGGAGAAGCUGCGUGUUGUGGAAGGAAAGGACGGAUGCUCGGGGAGAGUGGAGGUUUGGCACCGUGGCUCCUGGGGAACAGUGUGUGAUGACUCCUGGGACAUGGCGGAUGCUGCUGUUGUGUGCAAACAACUGGGCUGUGGAGCUGCUGAGUCUGCUCUGAGUGAGGCAGAAUUUGGGAAGGGGACUGGCCCCAUCUGGCUGGACAAGCUGAACUGCAAGGGGACAGAGUCGUCUCUGUGGGACUGUUGUGCUGAGCCCUGGGGUAACAAUGAGUGUCACCAUAAGGAAGAUGCUGCUGUGAUCUGCACCAAUAAGAGCGAGGCUACUGCAUCCCCAGACAGAACAGAACCACCUCAGCGCCCAUCUCUGACAGGUGGGAGAGAUAUGGUGCCCAUAGUCAUCUGCAUUGUCCUGGGGGCCCUUCUCUGCCUGGUCCUGAUCAUGCUGGGGGGACAGGUGCAAAGCACCAGGGCACUGCGCAGAGCCUCUGGAAGAUACUCAGGGCCCUUAACUGAUGCUGUGUAUGAAGAAAUUGAUUAUAACCUGAUGAGGGAGAAGCUCGAGAUGUUCGGUCACUCAGUCUCCUACUCAGAGGACUCUGUGAUGAAGCUGCAGUAUUACACUGGGGACAGCGAGGAUGGAAAUGAUCCUGGAUCAGCACAAGAGGAAACUUCCCGUGGGGAUUUACAGCAGGAUUACGACAGCGUGGAGGAGCCUGAAUGGAGUGACAUUCCUGUGCCUCCAGAUGGUAAAGAGGCCCUUCCCCUGGCAGGAGAUGUCACUGAAGAUGGUUAUGAUGAAGCUGCAGAAGUUCCUGGUCUUCCACAUUUUCCUGUUUCUGGCCUCACUGGUGUCCCAGCAGAAAGAGAGGAGAACUUACAGACCUACGGGGACUCACAGACAGAAUGGAGCAUGCCUUGGCUUAAAAGUGAAGGAACCUUUGAGUCUCUGGAAGAUGACCCAGCCCUUCUUCCUGGAGACACGGGUUAUGAUGAUGUUGAAGACGGCAUCUCUGUGUCAUCACCCUAA
Molecule: messenger RNA, 2382 nt
Organism: Alligator sinensis (Chinese alligator)
Lineage: Eukaryota; Metazoa; Chordata; Crocodylia; Alligatoridae
Product: antigen WC1.1-like
Exons: 16
Coding region: 1-2382 (793 amino acids)
Cellular component (GO): membrane
Source: RefSeq, a predicted model, not a curated record